This is a messenger RNA of Beta vulgaris subsp. vulgaris (sugar beet), 1335 nucleotides long. RefSeq lists its product as uncharacterized. The transcript is spliced from 4 exons. Lineage: Eukaryota; Viridiplantae; Streptophyta; Magnoliopsida; Caryophyllales; Amaranthaceae. The record is from RefSeq and is a predicted model, not a curated record. The coding region runs from base 1 to 1335 and encodes 444 amino acids.
AUGAUUGAUUUUCAUUCUGAUGAUAAAAGCAUAGUAAGAAGAACAUACCUUGAUAGAAAACCUUGCCAACCUAAAAAUUUUGUGUUUCCUCAAACACUUAUCGGGCCGAAAAAUCGUCGAUUUAAUGUGGAUUGGUUUGACACUUGGCCUUGGCUAGAAUAUAGUGUUGAAAAGGAUGCUGCAUUUUGUUUUGCUUGCAAUUUAUUCAAGGAGGACAAUUCGGUUGGAAGAGAUGCUUUUACUACCAAUGGUUUUAAGUAUUGGAAUAGAUUGGAUGUAAUAAAAAAGCAUGUUGGUAGUCAUAAGAGUGUUCAUAGUAAUGCUAUGAUUGCUAUGGAACUUUUCAAGAACCAAAAGAGUAGCAUUAUUACUGGGUUGCCUUUUCGGGGUCAUGAUGAAAAAGAAAGUUCAUUGAGUAGAGGUAAUUUUGUUUCAUUACUUACUCUUCUUUCACAACAUGAUCCUGAGUAUUCCAAAGUUGUUUUCAAAUUGGCAUCUGGCAAUUGUCAACUCACUUCUCCUGUUGUCCAAAAAGAUAUCAUUAAUGCUUGUGCAAAAGAGACAACGAAAGCAAUACUUGAAGAUAUGAAUGGUGGUUUUUUUGCUAUUCUAGCUGAUGAGUCCGCCGAUAUUUCUGAUAAGGAACAAAUGGCUCUUUGCUUGAGAUAUGUUAAUAAAAAGGGAGAAGUAUGUGAGCGUCUUCUUGGUGUUGUGCAUGUUCCCAAUACCACUUCUUUAACUCUUAAAAGUGGUAUUGAGUCAUUACUCAUGGAGCACUCUUUGACUUUCUCACAAGUUCGAGGGAAGUUGACACAAGUUGCACUUGCUAAAAAGAAUUCAGAUUGUGGUUGGCUUUUUGUUGAUGUACUUGCACCUCUCUUGAAUUUUGUGGGUGGUUCACCUAAAAGGAAAGAAUUUCUUCGAGAGAAACAAGCUCAACGAGUUGUGGAAGCACUAUCCUCAGUUUCUGAUGCAAUUGAUUCAAAUAAAGCACAAGCUCUUACACACUUGUUGAUGUCAUUUGAUUUUGUGUUUGUGGCACACUUGAUGGUUUCUAUAUUUGGCAUCACAAAUGCAUUGAAUGUGGCUUUGCAAAAACGUGAUCAAGACAUUGUAAAUGCUAUGGCCAUGGUUGAUGUAACCAAGAUCAAUCUACAAAAGAUGAGAGAUGAAGGAUGGGAUUCUCAUAUGGAAAAAGUCACUUCUUUUAUGUCUAAAUAUGACAUCGAGAUUCCAAACAUGGAGGAGAAAUAUCAUGUUCCGGGGAGAAGAAUGUUUAGAGGUAAGAGCCCAAAGUUACAAAUCUUCAUCAUUUUCGAGUUGAAGUUUUCUUAA